UCUCUCCUUGCUCAUUUAUUAAUCAUCUCUUCAUGUCACUAUAUAUACAACCACGUACAAAGUUCUCCUCAAAUCAUCGUAUAUUAAAAAAAUGGCGAUGCUAACACCAGUCAUAAAACUCGUGGUUUUCAGGCAAAGUCUUCGACCACAUUCGGCUAUUGCAUUCCUCGUUGAGUUUCUUUGCUUUGUCUUAGAGUUACUCGACAAGGAGAAAGAUCUAGCCAAAAUAUUCGGAAUCGUAUGCGCUUGCGACACGUUAAUCUUCACUUUGCUCGACCUAAUCCAAAACCUGAUCGAAGAAGAAGUGAAAAUAGGAAGAUACGGCCGAGUGUUUUGGCUUUACACAAAAGACGGGAGCCUCUAUUGGCACACACUAAACGCAUACCUACUCACGUUAUGCAUUGUCCACGUAACAGGUUCCGCGGUCUCGUACUUUUCUCGUCGACAUUAUCUAGUCUUGCUCCCGCUUUUCUCCGCGGGUCUCGAACUCGUCCCACAAGAAGCCUAUCGUGUUCUUGGACCAGAUCAAGAUGCACAAGAUCCUCCUAUUAUGCCUUUUCAUAGCACAUCAGAUGGAAAAAAUCAGAUUCUUCACGACGAUGUUGGGCUAAAUCAAGAGUCACGAGGUUGCAUUGCACCUCAUCAAGUUCCAUUAGUAGAGCAAGGAAUGGUUGUUCAUGCUGAGCCUCUGGAUGAUGGUAUUGAGCUGAAGGAAGAAGGGGUUGUUCAAGUUGGGCCUAAUGAAGGCCCAUAAACUAUCAAAUGCCUGAA
This is a messenger RNA of Camelina sativa (false flax), 771 nucleotides long. RefSeq lists its product as uncharacterized. NCBI's taxonomy places the organism in Eukaryota, Viridiplantae, Streptophyta, Magnoliopsida, Brassicales, Brassicaceae. The record is from RefSeq and is a predicted model, not a curated record.